AACAAUGGAUAUCGAGUAUUUUCUAUCUUCUUGUCCAUUCUUCUCGAAAGUAUUUUCUGUAAUUUGCUGUAUCUUCCUUUGUUUUCUCCCUCUAGGCUUAUAUUUCAGAAACGCCAGCAAAGCCGUAAACUACUGGAUCUUCGUUGGCACGAUUCCAUCUUUAAUAUUGAAUUCCAAGCGCCUGUCUGAAUGGUUUGUUGAAGUUUUCAGUUCACUUGGCAAAAGUUCAUUUUAUAUAGAUGGACCCAUGUUCUCGAAUCUUAGAUAUCUUGUAACUUGUCACCCACAAAACAUCGAAUACAUACUCAAAACCAACUUCAACAAUUUCCCGAAGGGAGAGGAUUUCAGGGAUGUUUUCGAUAUACUUGGUGAUGGGAUUUUUAACGUGGAUUCUGAUCGUUGGAAGAUGCAAAGAAAAUUUGCUCAUGCAGAAUUCUCAUCCAGAGAAUUCAGAACCCUAGUUUCAAGCACGAGUCGAAAGGUGGUAGAAGAACAAUUAGUCCCAUUUUUAGCUCAUGUUAGUGAAGAAGGGUCAAGCGUUGAUUUACAAGAUGUUUGUUCGAGAUUUUCUUUUGAAGUUAACAUCAAUGUUAUAUUUGGAAGAUACGAAAAUUAUCUUUCCAUAGAGCUUCCUUCAAAUGAGCUAGCUGUGGCUGUGGAUGAUGCACAAGAAGCGAUACUAUACAGGCAUAUUAGGCCUAUGUUUUUUUGGAAAUUACUGCGUAUGCUUGAAACUGGUAAAGAGAGAAAAUUAAAGAAAGCGGGAAAAAAAGUACGCCAAAUUCUCGAAGAUUACAUUAGUCAAAAGAAAAAAGACUUGCUCGGAGGAGUUAAAACAUACGAUUGCUUAUCAACUUACAUAAAAGCUCUACAAGAUAACACUAGUAUUGUUUCUUCUUUACCUAAUAAAGAUAUUUUUCUUAGAGAUGAAAUGCUAACCUUUUUGAUAGCUGGAAGAGACACAAUUACAUCGGGUCUCACUUGGUUUUUCUGGCUAGUUUCCAAGACAUCCGCUGUCGAGACAAAGAUCUUAGAAGAGCUGAAAUUUGUACUGUCUACAAAUAACAGUGACAAAGAAACAGGAAGCACCCGUAAAUGGCCAUGGAUUUUUGGUUCAGAGGACUUAAAAGGUUUAGUUUAUUUGCAUGCGGCUUUAUGUGAAUCUUUAAGACUAUACCCACCACUUCCGAUUAACCGAAAAUCUGCCGUUAAGAAAGAUCAACUUCCGGAUGGCAGUACAGUUACUCCUGGACUCGAAAUACUACUUUCAUUCUAUUCAGUGGGACGAAUGCCAUGGAUUUGGGGUGAAGAUUGUUUGGAAUUUAAGCCAGAGAGGUGGAUAGCUGAAAAUGGGAAGCUAAUUAUAGAGCCGUUAUACAAAUUCUUUCCGUUCAACAUUGGACCAAGAACUUGUAUAGGAAAAGAUAUAUCUUUUACGCUGAUGAAGUCUGUUGUUGCAGCUGUCCUAUUCAACUUCCACGUUGAAGUGGUGAAAGGUCAUCAUGUUUGCUCCAAACCAUUCAUAAACCUUCAUAUGAAAAAUGGAUUGAAGGUGAAUAUUAAGAAAAGAAUAACCAUAUAAUACUAUGGUAUUAGAGACACAGCAUUAGUUUUUCUUACAGAUUGAUGUUUUUAUUUAUCUUACUUUCUUUAUCAGUUUCCUUCUCCUGGAAUCUAUGUUUACGGUAAACAGUAUUGUAAUAAAACUGAUCGAUGAAGAAACAUUCAAUGAAGUUAUAAUUUUGAGACCUAUGUUGACAUAGGUCUAGCAUA
This is a messenger RNA of Papaver somniferum (opium poppy), 1773 nucleotides long. RefSeq names its product alkane hydroxylase MAH1-like. The coding region runs from base 5 to 1582 and encodes 525 amino acids. The transcript has a single exon. NCBI's taxonomy places the organism in Eukaryota, Viridiplantae, Streptophyta, Magnoliopsida, Ranunculales, Papaveraceae. The record is from RefSeq and is a predicted model, not a curated record. Gene Ontology annotation, molecular function: monooxygenase activity; iron ion binding; oxidoreductase activity, acting on paired donors, with incorporation or reduction of molecular oxygen.